CCCACUCUUUUUCUCCUACCUUACUUUCUAAAUAAAAGGGAUAAUUAGCCAACUGGCAUUUUUGAUUCAUUCAUAUGAAGAUAAAAUGAGUAUCAACAUAAAUUUAGUAAAGGACAAAUGCACAAUUUCCCUAUACCCUUAUUAUAUCCUAUAUCAACAUUUCAUUAUUUCUUUUCAUUUUUGCACUAUCCCAUUCCCUCUCCUCUUCUUUCUUCUUUUUUCUCCCCCUUCUUUCAAAGGGAUUAUUUAUUUAUAAAUCUAAGUUUCUAAUAUAAGAAAAUGAAUAAUAUUGGUGGUUCUGAUGAAUGGAGUACAGGGUGUGAAUCCGGUUGGACUAUUUAUUUAGAUGAAUCAGCGUAUAUUUCAAGAAAUAAUGAUAACCCAAAUCAAAAUUAUUAUACAAGAAUCAUUAAUUCUGAUGUUAAUGACAUUGAUGAUCAGGAUUUAUCAAUGGUUUCUGAUGCAUCUUCAGGCCCUCCACAUUGUAAGCACCAAUUCAAUGAUGAUGAACAACAACGUUAUUAUAGUAGAAGCAAUCAGAAUAGCUGUUAUUCUGAGAAAUCUUCUAAAACAAGUCAGAAAAGAUUGAAGAAACCCAAUAAAAAAGAUCAAAAGAAGGUGGGUUUUAAUAAACAUAAUGAUGAUGAUGAUGAUAAUCAACAAUAUCACGCCUGUUAUAGUAGUAGUAAUCUUCUUCUUGAUGAUACUGCUAGUUCUCCUUUUUCCCAUUCUCAGAUAUAUGGUAAUAAUCCCUCUUCUAUGGGCUUCUCACAGAGUGCGUCAUCCACCCUCUUUCAGGCUGAGAAUUCAUCAUACACUAAUCAAUAUGCUUUCUGGCAAUCUUCUCAAGUAAAUGAUGCAUAUAAUUCUGCUCAACCAAGUAAACGGAGAGGAGGAGGAUGGCAAUGAGAAUAGAGAAGCUUAGGUAUUGAAGCGUUCUCUCUCAAAGAGGGAAAUAUGAAGAAAUGGGUUAGGAUUUGAAGGAGAAUAAAGGGUGUAAAAAAAAAAAAUCUUAGAUGGAUACUAUAUCUAUCUUUUUUAUAUUUUUCCUUUUUAAAACUUUUUUAUGAUUAAUAUAUAUUUUAACCUUUUUUAAGUAUAUUUUUCAUCUGAUAUUGUCAAUACAAUGGGAAACAACAU
Molecule: messenger RNA, 1140 nt
Organism: Amaranthus tricolor (Joseph's coat)
Lineage: Eukaryota; Viridiplantae; Streptophyta; Magnoliopsida; Caryophyllales; Amaranthaceae
Product: protein SOB FIVE-LIKE 5-like
Exons: 4
Coding region: 280-909 (209 amino acids)
Biological process (GO): cytokinin biosynthetic process
Source: RefSeq, a predicted model, not a curated record